This is a messenger RNA of Elephantulus edwardii (Cape elephant shrew), 1988 nucleotides long. It is a transcript of the gene PDIA3, whose product is annotated as protein disulfide isomerase family A, member 3. Gene Ontology annotation, molecular function: protein disulfide isomerase activity. Lineage: Eukaryota; Metazoa; Chordata; Mammalia; Macroscelidea; Macroscelididae. Gene Ontology annotation, cellular component: cell surface; endoplasmic reticulum. The record is from RefSeq and is a predicted model, not a curated record. The transcript is spliced from 13 exons. Gene Ontology annotation, biological process: response to endoplasmic reticulum stress; protein folding. The coding region runs from base 148 to 1665 and encodes 505 amino acids.
GCCGGGCUGGGGGGUUGGGACCUCCGGCUGCAGGUCCGCCUGGGCUAGACUGCGAGCGCCGGCGGAGGGUGUGCGGUCGCCGGCUCGACUUCGCUAAUCCCCUCUGAGCCCCGACCCUCCUGGCCGCCCCCACCUCACCUGGCCGCCAUGCGCCUCCACUACCUAGCGCCGUUCCAGGUCGUGGCGCUGCUCUUUGCCGCGGCCCGCCUCGCCUCUGCCUCCGAUGUAUUGGAACUCACCGACGACAACUUCGAGAGUCGCGUCGCCGACACUGGCUCAGCGGGCCUCAUGCUUGUCGAGUUCUUCGCCCCUUGGUGUGGACACUGCAAAAGACUUGCCCCUGAAUAUGAAGCUGCAGCUACUAGAUUAAAAGGAAUAGUCCCAUUAGCAAAAGUUGAUUGUACUGCCAACACAAACACCUGUAAUAAGUAUGGAGUCAGUGGAUAUCCAACUCUGAAGAUAUUUAGAGAUGGUGAAGAAGCAGGUGCUUAUGAUGGGCCUAGGACUGCUGAUGGAAUUGUCAGCCACCUGAAGAAGCAAGCAGGGCCUGCUUCAGUUCCUCUCAGAAGUGAAGAAGAAUUUGAAAAGUUCAUUAGUGAUAAAGAUGCCGCUGUAGUGGGUUUUUUCAAGGACUUAUUCAGUGAAGCUCACUCUGAAUUCCUAAAAGCAGCCAGCAACUUGAGGGAUAACUUCCGAUUUGCACACACCAAUGUUGAGUCUCUGGUGAACAAAUAUGAUGAUGAUGGAGAGGGAAUCACUUUGUUUCGUCCUUCACAUUUGAUUAACAAGUUUGAGGACAAGACUGUGGGAUAUACAGAACAGAAAAUGACUAGUGGCAAGAUAAAAAAGUUUAUUCAAGAAAACAUUUUUGGGAUCUGUCCUCACAUGACAGAAGAUAAUAAAGAUUUGAUGCAAGGCAAGGACUUACUUGUGGCUUACUAUGAUGUAGACUAUGAAAAGAAUACCAAAGGUUCCAACUAUUGGAGAAACAGAGUAAUGAUGGUGGCAAAGAAAUUUUUGGAUGCCGGACACAAACUCAACUUUGCUAUAGCUAGCCGCAAAACCUUUAGCCAUGAACUUUCUGAUUUUGGCUUGGAAAGCACUGCUGGAGAGAUUCCUGUUGUUGCCAUCAGAACUGCUAAAGGAGAGAAGUUUGUCAUGCAGGAGGAGUUCUCGCGUGAUGGCAAGGCUCUUGAGAGAUUCCUGCAGGAUUACUUUGAUGGCAUACUGAAGAGAUACUUGAAAUCUGAGCCUAUCCCAGAGAGCAAUGAUGGACCUGUGAAGGUAGUGGUAGCAGAAAAUUUUGAUGAAAUAGUGAACAAUGAAAAUAAAGAUGUGCUGAUUGAAUUUUAUGCCCCUUGGUGUGGACAUUGUAAAAAUCUGGAACCUAAGUAUAAAGAACUUGGAGAGAAGCUUAGCAAAGAUCCAAAUAUUGUCAUAGCCAAGAUGGAUGCUACAGCCAAUGACGUGCCUUCUCCAUAUGAAGUCAGAGGUUUCCCUACCAUCUACUUUUCUCCAGCCAACAAGAAGCUAAAUCCAAAGAAAUAUGAAGGUGGCCGUGAAUUAAAUGAUUUUAUUAGCUACCUACAGCGAGAGGCUACAAAUCCCCCUGUAAUUCAAGAAGAAAAACCUAAGAAAAAGAAGAAGGCACAGGAAGACCUCUAAAGCAGCAGCAGCCAAACAUUCUACUUUGUAAAAGGACUCUUCCACCAGAGAUGGGAACACCGUUGGGGAGGACUGGGACCCACAUAAGAUUAUUCUGAGAGGACAGAAUGACUAUAAUCUGAAUCCUGUUAAAUUUUCUCUAAGCUUUUUCUUAGCUGCACUGUUUAUGGAAACACCAGGACCAGUUUAUGUUUGUGGUUUUGGGGGAAAUUAUUUGUGUUGGGGGAAAUAUGGGAGUGGGAGGGGCUGAGUGGGGGGUUAUUUUCUAAUUUUUUUUUGUACAUUUGGAACAGUAACAAUAAAUGAGCCCCCUUUAAACUGUC